AUACCACACCUUUGCCACCAGACGUCCUUCAAACGGCGGGGAACAUGCUGGAAUGUCACGACUUUCGGGGACAGACACAAGCCAGAACUUUUGGAGUUGACAGGCGUCAGCCAACAUGGCAGAGCAACGAUGAGCGGCCUCAACGACUUUGACUAUCAAUCACUAGCCCAACUGACUUCCAGCGAUUCACAUAACCUACAACAACUGCGGACGCUCACAAAAUCCGGAAUACCAAAUGAAGUCUUGGAACAUUUUAAGCAUAUGAAAUGCCACUGCUUAAUGGUAUUGCCUGAGAUUGGACGAGCAUGGCUAACAAUUGAUUCAGAUUUGUAUAUUUGGACAUAUGAGCAAGCCAGAGACGUUGCCUACUACGAUGGAUUAAGUCAUUUAAUUGUGAGCGUUGGACUGGUCAAGCCAAAAGCAGGAGUGCUUAUUAAGGAUGUCAAGUAUCUUCUGUUGCUAACGACUCCCAUUGAAGUGAUCGUUUUGGGUAUAACUUUCGAUGACGAACACGAUUAUACAGAUACAACCACUGGUGCUAAUGGAAUGCAACUUAUGAAUAAGCCACUAUUUGUGCUUGGCACAGAAAGUUCCAUUAAUGUCAUUCAGGGCAGUGACGAUGGACGAAUUUUCUUAGGUGGACGGGAUGGUUGUUUAUAUGAAAUUGACUAUCAUUCCGAGUCCAGUUGGUUCGGCAAACGGUGUAAGAAGAUAAAUCAUUCGCAAGGGCUGGUAUCCUAUAUAGUUCCAAGUUUUCUUAAAGUAUUUUCGGAGGUGGAUCCCAUCGAGAAAAUUGUGAUUGACAACACCCGUAAAUUGCUUUAUAUACUUACCGAAAAGGGAUCUGUAGAAGCAUGGCACAUUGGUGAAAGCUGUACCACUGUACGGCGGCUUGGAAGGAUAACACAAAAUGAUAUAGCGAGUCAAGCAAUCAGUCUAAUUAAAACUGUUGAUCCAGCCAUUUUUAAGGGUGUCAAAGCCAUUUGUCCACUCAGCACAAAUGAUUCGAGUUUUAUUCACCUGGUCGCUGUAACAACGUGCGGUGUGCGGCUUUAUUUCUCUACCUCGAGAUUAAACCAGCAGCAACAGUUAAACAGUAUUUCGGAUAACUUUGGCAAUCAACCACUUCCAUCGCUGCAAAUGGACUCUGAAAACUCCAAGGGGAUUUUUCUAAUGCAUGUUAGACUGCCGCCUGGCUAUACGCCAAACGCCACCACAAAUAAACCAAAACAGUUGCAUGCGGCGCACUAUAGUGAGGGAACAAUGUUGAUGAUUACGAGGCAACAAGACCAUAAUUUGCUGUGGUCGGUGAGCUCGGCACCUUUCACCAACUUUACCUACUUGGUUGAAUCGACGACUUUAGAAGGCAUUGAUGGCAUUGUAUGGAGUCUGGCCGAAUUAAAGGAUUCAAUAGUGUCCAACAUAACAUCGAUAUUGCACAACUUACGUACGCCCCGACGAGUGGUCAUGCUAACGAACCAAGGAACGCAUAUUGUGGAGUUAUUGAAAGCAGCUCAUAUGCUACAGCAGUUGUUAGUAUCGUGUAAGGGACCGCAUCAUGAAUCGGUGAAGAUGUUCUUUCAAACCCAGAACGAACAAGAAGCCUGUGUUACCGCCUUGUUGUUGGCCACAUCGGAACAGUUUCGUGGCAGCGAUAUUGCACUAUGGGCAACGCAAGCGUUUAUGCUGUACGGUGGGGAACCUUCAUAUCAGCAUUAUAUGAAUCCUAGCAAUCGAAAUAUGCCUAACAAUACUAUAGUGCCACAAGGAAGGGAUCGAGUGCCGCCGAUGUUCAUGUCGACUCCUAUGCAAAAUUCAGCAAAUAGUGGAGCAACACAAUACAUUCAGCCAAUUAGUCCAAUUUCACAGCCUCCGCAGCACCAACAGCUCUCUGCUGUGCCGGGCAAUGAUAACUCAAUGUUAAAAUUUUCAGCAAAACACGAUGGACUGUAUAUGUUUGUGUCGCGCAUGCUGCGACCCAUUUGGAAACUGCAUUGCGUUGAUGAAAAUUUAUGCUCGAGGCUAACAACUACAGAUUGUUCAAUUCUCUUGAUUGAACUGCGUUCGUUAAGAAAUUUCUUGGAUAAGCACUCAGUACAUGAUCUUUCAUCUGCCAGCAGACGAAUGCCUUAUGAUAGUCAUUUAAAUAGAUCGAAUACAGUGAGGAUGAGCCACACCCAGUUGCCAAUAAAUGAACAUCGCAACCUAACCGAGCAGGCACAGAUCGAAGAGAAGCGCUCGCUGUCUGCACUGAAUCAAUUUAUUAAGCAUGCAUGUGAGGUAAUGUCAUUGUGGGGCAUCCUUAACGAUCACCAGUUCCAGUUGCUUUGUCAGCAAUUGACUCCCGAGCAUCAGAAAAUGCUCAGAUGUUGCACGUUUCGAGAUUUGCUAGUAACACGUUCCGAAGUGUGUGCUUUUCUCAUUAUUGCACUGAUCAAUUUAUACCUCAAAGAUAAAGCAGAUGUGACCGAUGUCUCGGAUAACUUGCGAGAAUUGUGUCCAAAUCUAUAUAGACAUGAGGACGAAGUCACUUAUAAGGCAACCGAAAUACUAAUGAGUGCAAAGAAUUCCAAAUCAGCAGCAGAGAAGGAACAAAAGCUCUGCACAACAUUGCAAAUGUGCCUAGAUGCUGCUCCAACUCUGCCCCUACACAGUAUUUGUCAACAGUUUAUUUCAGUAGAUUUUUAUGAAGGUGUUGUGGAAUUAUCCGCGACCUGUGCCUCGAAAAUCGAUCCAGAAGAGAUCGGUAUUCAUUAUUACAACAACAAUGAGCCACCAGAGGAUCGCGAAGGUUACACAUGCUUCAUAACUCGCAUGAACUAUUACAAAGAGGUGCAGCUCAUGCUAGACCAUAUUUAUCAUUCGGUUGUCAGCAGGAGACCUGAUCAGGAUCAGAGUAGAAACUUCUUUCAAAAUAGUGACACAACUCACGAACAUCAUGAUAUGGAAAACAGGUCGAAGCAGACCAUUAAAAAGAUAACACAUCAGGUCCUCAGAAUAAAGGAUCCAUUAGUACAUGUAACGAUCUACGAAUGGCUGCUAUCACAUGAUAUGAACAGUGAAUUAUUGGAACUGGUGCAGCCUUCGUUGGGCGAAUUUCUACGCCGUAGCGUCAGCCGAAAUCCAGAGAAUGUGAAAUUAAUUGAUUUAUUGUGGAAGUACUACGAGAAGAACGGUCAUCACUCACAGGCCGCCCAGAUUCUUGAUAACCUGGCGAUGACUCGAACUGAGAACAUAACUCUUGAUGUACGCAUUGACUAUUUAGUUCGUGCGGUUAUGUGCAUGCGCAAAAGACAGUUGGCUCUUUCCAUAACUAAUGGCAUCUUUUUGAAAGAGUUGGAGGAUAAGUUGGAGAUUGCACGAGUACAGAAAUCCGUACUUGUCGCCAUGAAUCCGGUGGCAAACACUAAUCAUGAGGCUCGACAAGCUAUCAAUGAAUUAAAUUGUGCGCUCUAUGAUAUUACACAACUGUACCAGAAUUUCGCAGAGCGAUUUGAUCUCUGGGAAUGCCAACUGUCGAUACUGAAUUGCUCCAAUCACAACGAUCCAUUGUUAAUUGAAUCGGUCUGGGGUAACAUCAUUAAUAGUGCCGUGGAUACAGCAGGCUCGACACAAGACCGUAGCACGAGACUCUUUACCAAAAUUGAAGUUUUAGUUCGAGAGUUUGGAGAGUCGGGUCCUUGCUUUCCAUUUGCAUUCCUCAUCAGAGAGUUGGAAAUAAAAGCAUGUAAAUGCACUUGCCCGAAGGAAACAGUGCCUGAGAAACUGUUUGCAAUGAAAUUAGAUAUUGAGCUGCUGCUGGAAUAUUUCAUUAGAAUGAUUUCUAUGAAUGAACGCAUCUGGGCAAACGAAGGCAAUGAAUGGCAUUUGAUACAGUCGGCAAUCCGAGUGGUUACUCUUCUGGCUGACAAUGCUCAGGCCAUCUGGUACCGUUCCAAACGACGCAUACUGGGCAAGGCACAAGACAUCGUUGCUGCGUGUUUGAAUAUUUGCUAUCAGAAGCCGGACACGAAUCGCCUGCAGCACUCACUCAAGGAGCUUCAGUGCCGUUUGCAACGGCUAUUAGGUUAAUGCCUCUUUUGGAGUUAUAGUUUUGAAAUUAUACACGUUUAGAUAAGCGUAAUGGAAUAUAUGUUAAUUUUUGACUGAGGUAAAUAAAUUGUAUGUGUUGUUUAA
Molecule: messenger RNA, 4176 nt
Organism: Drosophila albomicans
Lineage: Eukaryota; Metazoa; Arthropoda; Insecta; Diptera; Drosophilidae
Gene: Nup154
Product: nuclear pore complex protein Nup154
Biological process (GO): protein import into nucleus; RNA export from nucleus; transcription-dependent tethering of RNA polymerase II gene DNA at nuclear periphery
Cellular component (GO): nuclear pore inner ring; nuclear pore
Molecular function (GO): structural constituent of nuclear pore
Source: RefSeq, a predicted model, not a curated record